Seminavis robusta is the source of this 831-nucleotide messenger RNA. The record is from the annotation of a GenBank genome assembly. NCBI's taxonomy places the organism in Eukaryota, Bacillariophyta, Bacillariophyceae, Naviculales, Naviculaceae.
AUGACAAUACCAUCCGUAGCUCCUCUGCGCUCUGCCUUGACCAACAACAACCACAACAACAAGGACACUGGCAAACCAAAAAAGAACAAACGCCGGGUGUACUUUGUGGAAGAACGCAACACGCUCCUGGUCUACCAAGGCAUUGACACGAGCGACCGUGCCUACUUGGAAGAACUCUUUCAUCAAGUAUGGGAAAUGAACGAUUGCAAGGCGGCCAUCAAGAGUCGUGCGCGAAAAUGGCGGACGACGGGAUUGGGAAUGCUCUUGCACGAUACCUUUUGUUUGGCCAAUAACAAUGGACUGCCAGCACCGCUUUGUCAAAAACAACUCGAGACGUUUGCUCGAUUGCCCGAUGCCCUGUACAAUCGAGGCAUUGAACGCUACCUAAGUCGCAAACACGAUACCGAACGGACCACCAAGAAACGAUACAUCAUUCAAGACAUUGUCGCGCAGUAUCGACUCCUCUGUCAACAACACGACACCGUAUCAGUGGACGAACGAUGGGAGUUGGUCGGCCAGGCCGCCCAGCGCAUGACCCACGAUGCGACUCUGUUUGCCCGACGCAUGGGCCAUGCCGAUGAAGUCGUCAUGCGACGCGGUUGCGAUACACCCGAUGCCAUAGAAGCCCAACGAUUGAUGCAGUACUUGCAGGCGCGGGGUAUGGAACUCAUCAAGCGACAGCAACAGCAAGCUCCACAAAUGAUGCCUGCCAGCAACAACCACAAAAUGGCACCACCACCGGCUGCUAGCACGGCUGCUCCGCCAACAACAACACCUCAUAAAAAGAAAUUUCUGGGACGUGGUCUGCGAAUGCAAGCAAGGCAAGCUUGA